This is a messenger RNA of Salvia miltiorrhiza (redroot sage), 1818 nucleotides long. Its product is annotated as alkaline ceramidase TOD1-like. The record is from RefSeq and is a predicted model, not a curated record. NCBI's taxonomy places the organism in Eukaryota, Viridiplantae, Streptophyta, Magnoliopsida, Lamiales, Lamiaceae. Bases 357 to 1670 code for a protein of 437 amino acids. The transcript has 4 exons.
GGAACCUCAUUUUUACGACCGAAGGAACUACUAACAUCCCCGCGUAUGUAACAAAAAGUUUACGAUAACUACACACUCCUUAAUUAUUCCAUUUCCAAAUUCGAACCUAAAUUUGCAAGCUUUAAUAUGAUGAGAACAUGGUGGGGGACCGAUGCAACCGAAUAAUGCCAGCGGCCAGCCUGCAGAUGGAAGUUUCUCUGUCAUAAUUCUUUCAAAUAUCAUCGAAAAUUCCGAAUGUCCGAAUUGGAAUUUUCUCACAAAAAAUUAAUAAUGAUUUCGAAAUAACAUUUAAAGAAAAUACAAAAAUAGAAAGGGUUGUUUUUAUGUCUAUUGGCGUAGAAGAUUGCCAUGGGUGAAUGGAGAAGCCUACAACUUGCACGCUACUCCUCCAAUCCAAACUCCUCUGCUUCUCUCUCAUCUACGUUCUCUCCGCCGUCUACCUCUCUCUCUCCUCCACCAAAUGCCUUAUCCGGCCACCCUCCGCCGCCCCGCCUCCCUUCUCUUACCCUCCAUCUUAUGGAGAAAACAAGCAUGCCAUUCCCACCAUGCGUUCAUCUUGCAACUCCCCUGUUUUUUUCUCAGAUUACUCGGUGGUGUUGAAGAAAAUGGAGAUGAAUUCAGAGAAUGCGACGAUUUUCGGUGAGAGGUCAUUGAGGUAUAUGCAGGAGAAUGAUGAAAGUUUUGGUGGGAAUUUGAGUUUGAAGAAGAGAUUGUCUCAUUUCGUUCAAUCCGAUUACGGGGAUGAAAUCCCGUGUGGUUUCUUCAAACCAUUUCCAAUCUCUAAUUCCGAUCAAAUUGCGAUGGAGAAAUGUAACGGAGUGGUAGUGGUCACGGCUAUAUUCAAUGAUCAUGACAAAAUCCGACAGCCUAGAAAUCUACGGCCAAAAACCUGGAAUCACGUGUGUUUCUUCGUGUUCGUAGAUGAUGCAACGAUCAAGGGUUUGUAUUCUCACAAUUUGAUGUCAAGAGACACUAAGGAAAGCAAGAUUGGUGUGUGGAGAGUUGUUAGGGUUCGGAGCGAGGAUUUAUACGACAACCCAGCGAUGAACGGGGUGAUACCGAAACACUUGCUUCAUCGACUUUUCCCAAACACCAAGUAUAGUAUUUGGGUGGACGCGAAGCUCCAAUUGAUGAUUGAUCCACUACUUUUGAUCGAUGCCCUUGUUGUGGGGCCCAACGUCGACAUGGCCUUGUCGAGGCACCCUCAUUUCGUGCACACGAUGGAGGAGGCAAUGGCGACGGCUAGAUGGAAGAAAUGGAGGGAUGUCGAUGGAUUGAGAGUGCAAAUGGAGACUUAUUGUGAGAAUGGUUUGCAGCCUUGGCACUCAAACAAGUCUUAUCCCACAGAUGUUCCGGACAGUGCUGUGAUGGUGAGGAAGCACAAUGCAGCUACAAACCACUUCUCAUGUCUUCUAUUCAAUGAAUUGGAGGCAUUCAACCACAGAGAUCAACUGCCAUUUGCAUUUGUGAGGGAUAAAAUGACACCAAAAUUGAGGUUAAACAUGUUUGAGGUUGAAGUUUUUGAGCAGAUUGCAGUUGAAUAUAGGCACAACCUCAAACAGGGUGGGACCCAUGUGGGCCCCAAACUGAAGUGGGCAACCCCUGCUUUGUUUGGGCAUCAAUGUGAAGGGUAUUUCUCGGAGAUGCUGGGACAAAAAUUACAUUAUUGAUUUUUUUUUGUGGUUAAUAUUCAUACAAAAAUUCAUAGUUACUGUUCGAGGGUGUAUUAGAAAAAAAUGGUGAGAUAAAUUUGAUUUAGUAGUGCAAAUGUGAGAAUUUUAUUUGGAAUUUCAAGAUCGAGAAGUUGACAUUGUAGUA